AUGGCAGUGUGGAAUCGCCAUCUCGCUGGACGUACCUGUACGUGUUUGCUUGUCGCUUUGUGGUUAUUUCCGUCACGAAGAGCUGCCGGGGGAACUGCCGUGUUCACCAAUGUCCGGGCUUCCCAAGCGGCUCCGGCUCUGCAGCGGAGGGCAUCUAGCGACGAUUUGGAGGAGCGCAGGGCCAAGUGUCCAUUGAGCCAAGAGCAGCUGGAAAGUGAUCAUGGAGAGAAGUGGGGAGAUGUGAGGGAUAUUCUCGUGGGGCUAAGGGCAGCAAGCCCUGAAGCCAUCAUGCGGGCUCGUUUCACGGCUCUCCGUUUUCAAGACGCGCAGUUCCUCGCCGCCACCGAGAAGGAUGACAAUCAGUCAAUCAGAGACCGUGCAAAGCAGUGGUCACUACUCCUGGGCUUGGAAGAGAUGGGCAUGUUCGACAAGAUGAUGAAUCUCAACAGCGAUGCUUUCAAUUUGAGGGAGCCUGCUGGCUUCGAAGUCCUAUCAGCUGACGGCGAGUGGGUCGAAUUCAAAAUCGUUUGUUCUUCCAAGACAUUGACGGAAAAGAGCCGCUUCGUCAAAGACCGAAAGUAUGGCUGGGUUUAUGGCGGUGAGACGGAGUACAGCGAAGCGCGGAUCCGUGCCAAGAAACAGCAGGAAGAAAGCAGGGAUCGUGCGAUGAAAAGACGAGAAGAGAUGGAGCAGAAGCAAAGGCAAGCCAGAGAGAGAGGAAGGACGGAAGCGCAGGUGGGAGAUUUUGUCAAGCAUUGCGAGGCACAGAAGAACAUUGCCAUGGUGUCCUGGCAGAAGACGUUUUCUGAGCUGUCAGACCAGAUGACGGCUGAGGACAAGAAGCAAGAGGUUCUGUUGGGAGCACAAGGCCAGAUGGCUCUUCAGAAGCUGUUUCGGCCCCCUACUCUGCACACCAUGGGAUACGUGAGGGCCGGCCACGUGCCCAAAGAAAUUCGACAGCUCUUGCUAAGUCAUUUGAACAAACAUCGGAGCAGGUCAUUCGUUGAGGCUUUCAACCCACUCCUUGGCAAUCAGCGGAAAGCGAAGGCACUGCCGCUGCUUCCCGAGUGGGCGAAAAAGGGCGGCUUCAUCGACAACCUUCUGCGUCCUAUUGUGGAAAAAGCCUCAGGCAGAAAAAUGGAGCUUGUCAGAGUCGGUGCCAGCCUGCGAAUCUACGAGGAGGGUGCUUCUCUCAUGCAGCAUGUGGACAGUCCAGAAACUCCGAUCACAGUGGCCAUGCCUUUGGAGGCUAACGGAGCAGGAUCUAGCUGGCACUUGCAGAUCGGGGACCCGCAGGGCCAUAAGCACCGUCCAAUGCCUCUUCAGCCAGGUCAGCUUCUGAUCUACGAAGGAGCCAGGCUGGCACAUGGAAGGGCCGGUCAACUGCCACAUGGCGACUUGACGAUGGCAUUUGCAUACUAUCGCCCCAAGGCUAAUUACGAGGCCAAGCGCAUUCAGCGAACGCUGGAUCAGCUGCUGGCAUCUCACAAUGCUGCACAACGAGGCCCGUCGAAACCACCACCACCGAAGCCGCGAAAAAAGAAUGAAGAAUUUCGCAAAAUGGACGAGCUGUAG
Symbiodinium sp. CCMP2456 is the source of this 1575-nucleotide messenger RNA. NCBI's taxonomy places the organism in Eukaryota, Dinophyceae, Suessiales, Symbiodiniaceae. The record is from the annotation of a GenBank genome assembly.